Molecule: messenger RNA, 960 nt
Organism: Acanthoscelides obtectus
Lineage: Eukaryota; Metazoa; Arthropoda; Insecta; Coleoptera; Chrysomelidae
Source: the annotation of a GenBank genome assembly
AUGGAUAACGCUGAACCCAGUACAUCUGACGGUCGAAAAGGACGAAAUAAGCGUAAAAGAGAUAAUGCAGGUGCGGGCUAUUGUGGGCUGACCCCGGAGGAAGUCCGAAAUCUUUCACAAUAUCUUAUGAGCUCCGAUGAGGAUGAGCCCGAAGAUCCCUUUGCUGACAGUGGAAGCGAGUUUAUUCCCAGCUCGGAAGGUGAAUCUUCAGAGGACGACUACUUGCAAGUGUCUGAAGGUGAAGACAACAAGCAUGAUUCAUCUCAAACGCCGGUCUUGGAACCUGAGACAGCAAUGGACGAGAGAAUGGAUAUUAUUAGAGAACGUACGAGGUUAGAAAUACAAUGGACGGACAAAGAGUUUAUUCCGCAAGUUUUUGCAUUUGAUAGUACUAAUAGCGGAUUAAGAAAUGUUAGUUUAAAUGAUCAAAGCAGUAAAGUAGAUUUCUUUUUGAGUCUUUUAUCUGAAAAUAUUAUGAACGUCAUUGCCAUCGAAACAAAUAGGUAUGCCAUUCAAAGAGAUGCACCUAAGUGGAAAAGCGUUGACAUUCCAGAACUUUACGUAUUUUUCGCUGUAACUCUGCUUAUGACACGUGUAAAGAAACUGAAUAUCAAAGAGUACUGGACCCAAGAUAUCUUACUCAGCACUCCAGUUUUUGGACAGACUAUGUCAAGAAACAGAUAUUGCGAGAUACAUCGCUAUCUUCAUUUCGCUAAUAAUGAGGAGGUAAAGCCUCACAAUCGAUUGGGGAAAUUUGGAAAUAUUUUGACCGUUCUAAAAGAGAAUUUCAAAUCCCAGUUUUAUCCUUUCGAACAUUUGGUUAUUGACGAAAGUAUGGUCCUUUUCAAAGGUCGCCUCAGUUUUCGUCAAUACAUCAAAACAAAAAGACAUAGGUUCGGAAUCAAACUGUAUGUCUUGUGUGAUUGUGAGACUGGCAUCGUCUUGGAUUUUAUAGUGUAG